Messenger RNA from Melospiza georgiana, 2722 nucleotides. RefSeq names its product solute carrier family 23 member 1-like. The record is from RefSeq and is a predicted model, not a curated record. Gene Ontology annotation, molecular function: transmembrane transporter activity. The transcript has 12 exons. NCBI's taxonomy places the organism in Eukaryota, Metazoa, Chordata, Aves, Passeriformes, Passerellidae. Bases 135 to 2024 code for a protein of 629 amino acids. Gene Ontology annotation, biological process: transmembrane transport. Gene Ontology annotation, cellular component: membrane.
CCUGAAAUCCAGCUUCUGCAUCUUCUCACCCCAUUUCUUUGGGGCUGUUUUGACUGAAAGGAGUGGGAAUUUGGGAGGCUUUCCUCUUCUGACUGGUUCUUUUUCAAGGCAGCUGGUGAAGGCAAACAGAAGGCAUGACACCCUCUUCAGAGAAAGAUAUCAAUGGGCUAGGUAACCCCAGCUUUGAGGGUAAACAUAGGAGCCACUGCCAUUUCUCACCAGCUCAUGCUGCCUGGGGCCCAGAGGAGGGUGGAGGCACUAGCCACAGUGGGACCAAGCUUGGCUACACUGUCACAGAUGUGCCUCCCUGGUAUCUGUGCAUCCUGCUGGGCAUUCAGCACUUCUUGACUGCCAUAGGAGGUCUUGUAGCCGUCCCACUGAUGCUCUCCAAAGGCCUUUGCCUCCAGCAUGACCUACUGACCCAGAGCCACCUGAUCAGCACCAUCAUCUUUGUCUCAGGAAUUUGCACCCUGCUGCAAGUCCUCUUUGGAGUGAGGCUGCCUAUUAUUCAAGGAGGGACUUUAACAUUCCUGACCCCCACCUUGGCAAUGCUGUCUCUCCCCAAUUGGAAGUGCCCUGCCUGGACAAACAAUGCCACCUUGGUGAAUGCCUCUUCACCAGAAUUCAUCCAAAUCUGGCAGACACGGAUGCGAGAGGUGCAAGGAACUAUCAUUGUAACUUCUUGUUUUCAAAUCUUCGUUGGAUUUUCUGGCCUGAUUGGAUUUCUGAUGAGGUUCAUUGGCCCUCUGACAAUUGCCCCCACUAUCACCUUGGUUGGACUACCUCUGUUUGAGUCAGCUGGAGAUAUGGCUGGGCAGCACUGGGGCAUAGCAUUCCUGACUACUUUUUUCAUAGUUCUGUUCUCUCAGUACUUGAAACACAUUGCUGUGCCGCUGCCAUCUUACCAGAGAGGCAAGAAGCCCCACUCCUCUCCAGUCUACCUCUUCCAGAUCUUCCCGGUGCUGCUGGGGCUGUCGCUGAGCUGGCUGCUGUGCUACGUGCUGACAGUGACCGGCGUCCUCCCUGCGGCCCCCAGUGCCUACGGCCACCUGGCCCGGACAGACAGCCGCGGGGACGUUCUGUCACGGGCUCCCUGGUUCCGCCUGCCUUACCCAGGUCAGUGGGGAAUGCCAACGGUGAGCCUGGCCGGGAUCUUUGGCAUCCUGGCCGGGGUGAUUUCCUCCAUGCUGGAGUCGGUGGGGGAUUACUACGCCUGUGCCCGCCUGUGCGGGGCCCCGCCGCCGCCGGAGCACGCCAUCAGCCGCGGCAUCGGCGUGGAGGGCAUCGGCUGCCUGCUGGCCGGGGCCUGGGGCACGGGCAGCGGCACCACGUCCUACAGCGAGAAUGUGGGAGUCCUGGGCAUCACCAAGGUGGGGAGCCGAGUGGUGAUCAUUGCUGGUGCCUGUGCCAUGCUCCUGAGCGGCAUCUUGGGGAAGGUUGGGGCCAUGCUGGCCAGCAUUCCCAUCCCUGUGAUUGGAGGCAUGUUCCUCGUGAUGUUCGGUGUUAUCGUGGCAGUGGGCAUUUCCAGUUUGCAGUAUACAGAUAUGAACUCCUCAAGAAACAUCUUUAUCUUUGGAUUUUCUCUAUUUGCUGGCCUCACAAUUCCCAACUGGGCAAGCAAAAAUAGUGCUCUGCUGAAAACAGGGAUCAUCCAGCUUGACCAAGUGAUCCUGGUGCUUCUCACCACUGGCAUGUUUGUGGGUGGAUUUCUGGCAUUUAUCCUGGAUAACACCAUUCCAGGAACACAGGAGGAGCGGGGGCUCCUGGCAUGGAAGCAAAGCCACAAGGGAGGGAUGGAGAGCUCUCAGCUCAUCUCCAAGGUCUAUGAUCUUCCCUUUGGCAUAGGCACCAGAUACUGCAAUGUCUCCUGGUUUCGCUAUCUCCCUGCUUGCCCCAGAAAACUGUCUUGUGACAAGAGAAUGGAUGAACUGAAGGCUGCUAGGCAGAAAACCAGUGUUGAAACAAGCUUAGAAAGGAACUCUGAGGUUGGUGCUGAUACACCAAUCAGCACCAAUUGGGGCUGAUACAAAGAUAUAAACACUUUGCCUGCAAAUGAACUCAUCCUAGAAACAGGGGUCUGAAAGUGUGUCUGCAGCCCCCAUCGUCUGAGCAUGAGCUGGCAGCUGUUAGAGGGGGGAGCAGGAAAAGGAUAAUGUCUUCUUCUUCCCAGCUCUGCUGACUGCACCACUGAUAGCCUUGAAGAAGUAAUUUUUUCCUUCUCUCUCCCUGCCUGCUCACUUGUAGGAAGAACCUGAUCCCUCCUCAGGGAACACCAAAGCCCAAGAAAUGCCUAGGAAAGGUUUUCUGUUUCCUUCUUGCACUGACCCUUGGGCACCCUAAGGGGCAGCUGCUCAGUUCAAGCAGGAGGGCUUCUUGUCCCCUGAUGUGGCAGCUGAAGGAGCUUCCCUGACAUGGGCCCUGCACCUCUCUCAGGCAUCCCUUGGGUUGGGUUAAUCCCCAGCACCUUAAAGCAACACCCACCUCUCACCUUGUGUUUUAUACCUCAUCGUGGCCAAGGGGAAGGAGCGGGUGCCUCUAGGUCAUGAUUCAUCUCAUUCCAAAUUCCCAUCAUUUAGCCAGUCAAAUGAAUGUUGUUGUAAGAGAGGCAUCUAAAGUUAAUGGGAUGGAUUGUCUUCUGAAUCUGUCUCUUCUGCCUCAGACCACAGAGGGACUCUAGGGACCUUAGUUAGGUUCUUAACCUAACAGAAUAAACCAGCCUUAC